CCGGAUAAUAGAUUUAUAGUUGGCAAACAAUAAUAACGAUGGAGGGUUUCGAUCGACCAGAAACAUUCUUUGUCGAACAUUUUUCGACCGAUGAACCGGACGAUGGAAAGCAGCUAAAAUUGAAACAGUGCAAACAGAAGUUCAAGGAGUUUAUCCGGCAAUUUCACGAGGGCAAUUUUAACUACAAAUAUAGGGACGCUUUGAAACGAAACUAUAAUUUGGGUCAGUAUUGGGUCGAGGUAAAUCUCGAGGACUUGGCUGCAUUCGACGAAUCCCUUGCAGAGAAAAUAUAUAAACAGCCCCUUGAUUAUCUCCCGGUUUUUGAAGAGGCUGCCACUGAUGUUGCUGACGAACUCACCGCCCCCAGACCUCAAGAUGAAGAAAAAGUUGAGGACAUUCAGGUUCUCCUUUCAUCCGAUGGAAAUGCUACUCCUUUCAGGGGCAUGAAGCAUGAUGUUGUCUCCAAACUCGUUAAAGUACCUGGAAUCGUAGUAACUGCGUCAGGAAUCAAGGCAAAGGCGACUAGAAUCGCGAUACAAUGUCGAACUUGCAGAAAUGUUGUGCCCGACAUAGCCAUCCAGCCUGGUUUCGAGGGUUACCAAAUGCCACGGAAAUGCAACACUCAACAGACAGGAGCUACCGCAAAGUGCCCAUUGGAUCCGUACUUCAUAAUACCCGACAAGUGCCGAUGCGUUGACUUCCAGGUGCUAAAGCUGCAAGAAUUACCGGAUAAUAUUCCUCAGGGCGAAGUGCCGCGGCACUUGCAGCUGUACUGCGAUCGCUAUUUGUGCGAGAGAGUCGUCCCAGGAAACAGGGUCUUAAUACUCGGAAUUUAUUCAAUAAAGAAAAUCGACAAGACUGGAGGGCGGCGCGACACAAGGAACAAGGCAGCGGUUGGCGUUCGAGCGCCGUAUAUCAGAGUCGUGGGGAUUUCUGUGGAUGGUGACAACACUGGAAGCGGUACGCAAGCACCUUUCACCGCGGCCGAGGAGGACGUGUUUCGCCGUCUGGCUGCCGAUCCUGAAAUCUAUGAUAGGAUUUCCAGGAAUAUUGCGCCGAGCAUUUUCGGCGCUGAAGACAUGAAGAAGGCCAUCGCCUGUCUGCUCUUUGGCGGCUCUAGAAAGAAAAUGCCCGACGGCUUGUGCCGCAGGGGUGACAUCAACAUUCUCAUGCUUGGCGAUCCUGGAACGGCCAAAUCUCAGCUCUUAAAAUUUGUUGAACGCGUUGCUCCAGUCGCCGUUUACACUUCAGGAAAGGGCAGUUCGGCCGCAGGUCUCACUGCAUCCGUUACGCGCGAUCCAACGACGAGAAAUUUCGUGAUGGAAGGUGGAGCGAUGGUGUUGGCCGAUGGUGGAGUCGUCUGCAUAGACGAGUUCGACAAGAUGAAGGAGGACGACAGAGUCGCGAUUCACGAGGCGAUGGAACAGCAAACCAUAUCAAUAGCGAAAGCUGGGAUAACAACGACCCUGAAUUCGCGAUGCUCGGUUCUUGCCGCAGCCAAUUCGAUAUUUGGCAGAUGGGACGACACCAAGGGCGAGGAGAAUAUCGACUUCAUGCCUACCAUAUUAUCCAGAUUCGACAUGAUCUUUAUUGUCAAAGAUGAACACGAUCAGGCCAAGGAUAUCACACUGGCUAAACACGUGAUGAAAAUACAUACCAACGCCGGUCAGAUCACCGAGCAGCAAACGGACGGCGAACUAUCAUUGAACCUAAUCAAGAAAUACAUUCAUUACUGCAGAACGAAAUGCGGCCCAAGAAUAAGCAAGGAAGCUGGCGAGAAGUUGAAGAAUCGUUAUGUUAUGAUGCGCAGCGGUACCAGGGAGCACGAAAAAGACACCGAAAAGCGACUGUCCAUACCGAUAACCGUUCGGCAGCUCGAAGCCGUCAUCAGAAUAACAGAAUCUCUCGCGAAAAUGAGGCUGCAGUCGUUUGCCACCGAAAAUGACGUCAACGAGGCCCUCAGGCUCUUUCAAGUCUCGACGCUGGACGCUGCUAUGAGCGGAUCUUUGGCCGGAGCGGAAGGCUUUACAACGGACGAGGAGCAUGAGAUGCUGUCGCAGAUCGAGAAGCAACUGAAACGGCGUUUCGCUAUCGGAUCUCAAGUGUCCGAGCAGAACAUCGUCGCAGAUUUCACCAAGCAAAAAUAUCCCGAACGCGCGAUCUACAAAGUUAUUCACACAAUGAUACGACGCGGCGAAUUGCAGCAUCGCAUGCAGCGAAAAAUGCUCUACAGGCUUUCUUAAACUACAAGCGAUUAAAAAGAAGCAUACAGAGACGGGGUCCGUCUUUAGAUCCAGCUCGUAAAAACCGUCUGGAUCAAUCGUCGGAGCGUAUCCAUUGGGGUCCUUAACAAACGCGAAUGGCAUAUGGAUCAAGUACAUGUCCAAGUAAUCA
Diprion similis is the source of this 2394-nucleotide messenger RNA. It is a transcript of the gene Mcm5, whose product is annotated as DNA replication licensing factor Mcm5. NCBI's taxonomy places the organism in Eukaryota, Metazoa, Arthropoda, Insecta, Hymenoptera, Diprionidae. The coding region runs from base 39 to 2243 and encodes 734 amino acids. Gene Ontology annotation, molecular function: single-stranded DNA helicase activity; DNA replication origin binding; ATP binding. The record is from RefSeq and is a predicted model, not a curated record. Gene Ontology annotation, biological process: DNA replication initiation; double-strand break repair via break-induced replication; DNA replication. Gene Ontology annotation, cellular component: nucleus; MCM complex. The transcript is spliced from 9 exons.